Molecule: messenger RNA, 1534 nt
Organism: Sphaeramia orbicularis (orbiculate cardinalfish)
Lineage: Eukaryota; Metazoa; Chordata; Actinopteri; Kurtiformes; Apogonidae
Product: cytochrome P450 2F2-like
Exons: 11
Coding region: 1-1479 (492 amino acids)
Biological process (GO): xenobiotic metabolic process
Cellular component (GO): cytoplasm; intracellular membrane-bounded organelle
Molecular function (GO): heme binding; oxidoreductase activity, acting on paired donors, with incorporation or reduction of molecular oxygen, reduced flavin or flavoprotein as one donor, and incorporation of one atom of oxygen; iron ion binding
Source: RefSeq, a predicted model, not a curated record
AUGUUUGCGUGUGCGGCUGUGCUGGUGGCAGCUGUUUGGCUGUUCACGCUCCUGUUUCGAACCCACAGGAGUCCAAACUUCCCUCCAGGACCCAGACCCAUCCCUAUAUUUGGAAACCUGCUGGAGCUGGAUCUGGAAAACCCUCUGGCAGAUCUGAGAAGGUUGUCCAAACAGUACGGGAACGUCCACAGCCUGUUCAUUGGUUCCAGACCUGCAGUUGUUCUCCAUGGGUUUAAGGCCAUUAAAGAAGCUCUGGUCAACAAAGGAAACGACUUCUCAGGACGAGCACAAGACCUGAUGGUCAAUCAUGCCAUCCACCCCAUAGCCCAUGCUCCAGGGGUGGUGUUAGCCGACUACAGCUCCUCCUGGAGAGAACGACGACGCUUUGGUCUGAUGACGCUGAGGAACUACGGCCUGGGGAAGGAUUCAAUGGAGCAGAGGAUUCUGGGAGAAGUCAACACUCUGAUUAAGCUGAUGGAGCAGAGUUUAGGUACAUCCAUCAGUCCUCAGCUGAUCUUCCACAGCGCUGCCUCCUACAUCAUCUCCCAGAUUCUGUUCGCUCAACAGUACGACUACGAACACGACUUCACCAAGUUCUUUGUCGGCGUUUUUCUCGAGGUUUCCAAAAUAUUCAAUGGUCGUUGGGGAAUGCUUUAUGAUUCUUUUCCCGUCCUCCGUAACCUGCCGUUGCCAUUCCGCAGAGCCUUCACACUACUGCAGGGUGCUCAUGAAAAACACAGAAAGAUUUUAAGUGAGAAUAAAACCACCAGAGUUCCUCAAAAACCUCGUCACUUAAUCGACUGCUACCUGGACGAACUGGAGAAGGUUGGUGACGGUUCGUCAUUUUCUGAAGACAAUCUGUAUUCUUUACUGUUGGAUUUUCACUUUGCUGGAACCGACACAACAGCUAACACCUUACUCACAUGCUUCCUUUACCUGAUGAGUUACCCAGAAGUCCAGGAACGCUGUCAGAAGGAAAUAGACGAAGUUCUUGAUGGGAAGGAUCAAGUCAGUUUUGAAGACAGACAUGAGAUGCACUACCCACAGGCGGUCCUUCAUGAGGUCCAGAGGAUGGCGGACGUCGCUCCUCUUUCUGUUUUUCACAAAGUUACCAGAGACACUGAGCUCAUGGGGUUCUCCAUACCCAAGGGGACAAUUAUUAUUCCUAAUCUAUCCUCCACGCUGACUGAGGACGGGUACUGGAAAGACCCCCACCACUUCAACCCCGACAACUUCCUCAAUGAUGAAGGACAGUUCAUUAAACCAGAGAACUUAAUUCCUUUCUCUGCAGGUCCACGGACGUGUCUUGGAGAGAAUCUGGCUCGGAUGGAGCUCUUCCUGAUCGCAGUGACUCUACUGAGGAGGUUCAGGUUCAUCUGGCCUGAGGACGGAGGAACUCCAGACCUCACUCCUCAAUUUGGGACCAUCCAGACCCCCAAACCAUAUCGAAUGAAGGUCCAGUUAAGACCGACUGCCUGAAGGUCCAGUUAAGACUGACCAUCUGAAGGUGCAGUUCAAGGUGCUGGAGACUUUC